Molecule: messenger RNA, 2408 nt
Organism: Girardinichthys multiradiatus
Lineage: Eukaryota; Metazoa; Chordata; Actinopteri; Cyprinodontiformes; Goodeidae
Gene: c20h1orf159
Product: chromosome 20 C1orf159 homolog
Exons: 9
Coding region: 94-816 (240 amino acids)
Source: RefSeq, a predicted model, not a curated record
UUUUGAAAAGCGCUCCCGGAAGUGAGCGUUCCAUAUUUUCAAAGCGAGAAUUUUUGAGUCGUAGGAUUAUCAGGGGUUUGCAGAGUUGGGUCCAUGACAAAUCCACCAACGCACACCGCUGACUGUGGUAAGAGAUCUGCUGCAGACCAGACCAGCGGGUUUUUAACCCACACAGGUGAGACUAAUGAGGCCGAAGCCGCCUGGCUGGGUUCAAGUAUGGGUUUGUCAUUCCUUUUGGUCUUGGCUGCCUCUGUGAUCCUGAUCAAACCGGAGACACCUGUAACGAAGGCCCUACAUCAGAACUCACUGGAGUGCUGUGGAGAGAAACAGAAAGUGAACAAUUCAUGCUCAAAUGACACUCACUGUGAACCAGGUUGCUUCUAUCGUGUGCUGGAGAACAGCAACACAGUCUGCAUAUUCUGUGAGUCGACAGCGGUGGAUUUAGAGAAUGUAACUGUCUGCACAUACAACUACACAUUGGAGCGUAAAAACCACACAACUGUAACUACUGUCAUUCCUAAAAUUGGAGGCCCAGGUGUGGCGGCCUCUGUCCUUCUGGGAACUCUGUUGAUCAGUAUGUUCCUCAUCCUCACUGUUGCCUCCUUUUUCUACCUCAAACGCUCCAACCGGCUGCCUGGCUUUUUCUACCGGAGAAACAAAGCCUUUAUAUUUCAGCCAAACGAGACAGCAGUUAUGAUCCCGUCUUCAUCAGUGAGGAAGCCGAGAUACGUGAGAAGGGAGCGGCCUUCUACAACGUCGACACUGAACAGCGCCACAAUACCCACCUCUGCUACUACUCAGGUGUAUAAUGCUUAGGAAGAGUAAUGGUUUUGGAGCAGGUAGGAGAGGAAAGCUCAGGAAGGAUGUCCAGGUCUGUGAUGUGAAGGAAGACCCGGGAAUGUUAAGUCACGUUUACCUACUGCUGCUGCUCCUGCCUUCAUAUCACUUAGGGUGACACUGUUUGUGUUUUUAACAAUAACCUGUCAUACAGAUGCUCUGAAUUCACUGGAAAACUACUUUUUUGAAUUUGUUUGCAGUGAAGUCCUCAGAAUGACUUUAAUAUUUAGAUGAUGCACUGUAUCCCCAUUUAACCAGUUUAUCUCCACUUUCUAGUUCUGGUUCCCCGGGAACACCAUAAUAAAUCAAGUGCUAAGAAGAGAGACGGACUUUGCAGAACCUUUUACAGAGUGGGUUACUUUUGUUUGAAAUAGUUGAAAGUUAGCUGCUCAAGCAGAAAAAAAAGCCUUUCUAUGUAGGUUUUAAUAAGCUGUUUUAGUCUGCUGCUUCUGAAUGUGAGCUCAGCAACUGCAUCUAAAUAAUUUAGCAUAUAAGACAUAAACUUAUUCCUCAAAAAGGGUUUGCCAGCUGUGAUUUCUGUGGAGCAAACUAAUAGUCCAGUAAUAUUGAACGGACUUUCCCUUUAUUUUUCAUUUCUACGAAACCUGUUUCUGUUUGCUCUUUAUUUGUGCACUGAGUUUUGCUGCUUAGAAUAAACCACUGUCGGUCUUCUGAUGGGCCAGAAUAUUUCGAGAAGAACUCCUGAAAGCACUGUAUGAAUUAAAAAUAGUUUUUAGUUUGAAUUUUUUCAUUUGUAUUGUUGCCAUUGUAUUUAUUUUUGUAACUAACUGAGGUGAAUUACAUGCAAACACACCAUAUUUGGUAGUGUUCAUUAACUGCAUUCCGCUGGUUGUCGUAAUCUUAAUAUUUAUAGGGUAUUUAUUCAAAAAUAUCUUUUCAUCUGUUUAAGCCAAUUGAGUUUUUUCCAUUAAGUUGAAUUUUGAUCCAAACUUAUAUAUUUUUUUAAACUUUUGCGAGUCUUCGUGCACUUUAAGGUAUCCUGAUCAUGAGGAAAAUAUGUUUGUUUUUUUAAACUAAAAACUGCACACAGGUUGUCUUUGUUUUUUUGUUCCAGAAAACAUCAAUAUUUGUUCCAUUAUGAACUCUAUUUGCCUAGUAUUUAAUUUGCCAAGUAUUAGAAUGAAUAUGGCUUGAUUACAUUGCGAUAACUGUGCCAUUAUGAGCUUUAAAUACAGCUGAUGAGCUUUUGAUGAUGUGUCUGUGAUGAAUUGGAUUUUUGAAUAGUAUCCGGUGGCCUUUACUGUAUCUAUAAUCCUUAUCCAAGUUUUAUUGGUUAUUUGGUUUUGUCUUUAUUCUGUUUUUGUUUUUUUUCCGACAACCCUGUGGUUUACAUACUUGAUGGUUUACUAUUUCAAGUAAGCCACACAACUGCAGCAAUCUUAGUUAUUUCUCCUUUUGCUACUUGUGGUAAUUGUUGUACAGUAAAUCAAAAUGUGCAUUUAUUGUUUUAUACAAAUGGAGUGUUUUUAUGUACAUUCCCUUGUUUUAGUGCCAUGAUGAAAGUUCAGAAGAUAUAUAAUUUGCAGAAAUAAAGCACCUUUCUACAAUCA